CUAUUUUAAAAGUAAACGAGAACAUUCAAAUUUAAAUUUAGGGAAAUCUAGAAUUCAGUUGGCGUUACUGAUCGAUUAGUCAGUUAAAAAAUGGUUAAAAUUUCAUAUUUCAUGCGCAUUGUAUUCGUGUAGUCUGUGGCAGAAAGUGGUGUUGGUGUUUCUCCAUUUCUGGUUUAAAUACGUAGACUAAUCUUAUUUGUGAUAUCGUGCAAUAGUUUUAAAUACCUUCGGAGGGAGUGUAAUGCUAUAGGGGAUUUACAAGUCAGCUUCGGAACAUUAUCAUGAAAAUGGUCCUAUCCCAACGCCAGCGAGAAGAGCUUAAUAAAGCCAUCGCUGACUACCUCAGCAGUAAUGGAUACACCGACGCUUUGGAGGCCUUCAAGAAGGAGGCCGACAUGCCCGGCGAGGUCGAACGCAAAUUCGGCGGACUUCUCGAGAAAAAAUGGACGUCCGUCAUCAGGUUGCAGAAGAAAGUCAUGGAGUUGGAGUCGAAAUUGAACGAAGCGGAAAAGGAAUACAUAGAGGGCGCGCCUACGCGAAACAAACGAACGCCAUCCGAAUGGAUACCGAGACCACCCGAAAAAUUUUGUCUCACAGGUCAUCGAGCGCCUGUGACUCGAGUAAUUUUUCACCCAGUCUUCAGCCUGAUGGUAUCGGCAAGCGAAGAUGCCACCAUCAAGGUUUGGGACUUCGAAACCGGCGAAUUCGAACGUACACUCAAAGGUCACACGGACUGUGUCCAGGACAUCGCGUUCGACACGUCCGGCAAACUUUUGGUGUCCUGUAGCGCGGACAUGAGCAUCAAAUUGUGGGAUUUCCAGCAAUCCUUCGAGUGUAUACGUACGAUGUUGGGUCACGAUCAUAAUGUAUCCAGCGUAUCGUUUAUGCCGGCUGGAGAUUUCGUCAUUUCUUCGAGUAGGGAUAAGACCAUCAAGAUGUGGGAGGUGUCGACGGGGUACUGUAUCAAAACGUACAGUGGGCAUCGUGACUGGGUAAGGAUGGUACGAGCAUCGCCCGACGGUUCAUUACUAGCCAGCUGCUCGAACGAUCAGAGCGUACGAAUUUGGGUAGCGUCUUCGAAAGAGUGCAGGACGGAGUUGAGGGCGCACGAUCACGUGGUCGAAUGUAUAUGCUGGGCGCCCGAUUCGGCGUCCGGUCCUAUCAACGAAGCUGCCGGCGCCGAUAACAGAAAGGGCGCGCACACCGGACCUUUCCUAGCUUCGGCUUCUAGAGAUAAAACAAUUAGGAUAUGGGAUGUUGGAGCUGGAAUCGCCCUGUUCGUUUUAGCUGGUCACGAUAACUGGGUUAGAGGUGUAGUAUUCCAUCCAGGAGGUAAAUUUUUGGUUUCGGCCAGUGAUGACAAAACGCUUAGGGUUUGGGAUCUGAGGAAUAAACGCUGCAUGAAGACGUUGGAGGCACACAAACACUUUUGCACAUCUUUGGAUUUCCACAAAUCACAUCCCUUCGUCAUCUCGGGCAGUGUAGAUCAAUCAGUGAAAGUGUGGGAAUGUCGUUAGAUCAAUGGUGAAGGUCCGGCGAUUUUGAAAAAUUUCCAAGCGGGUCAGAACACACCGUUCUGAAUAAAAUGAGUAAAAAAAAUGACAGUAGUUGUGUUGCUAUUCAGCCAGUGCGUGCAAGUAGAACAUUUAAUUUAAGUCACACAAUUUUGGGUGCCUGGUUAUCUCAUAUAACAUAUUUGUCAAAUUUCGAUCAUCUUACGCCAGGUACCAGUUUCCGUUUCAUUUUUUUUUUUUAAACAAAUGGUUUAUUUAACAAUUUAUUUAAGAAAUAACUUAUAUAUAUUAUUUUUUGUUAAUUUUAAUCAACAGCUCUAGAAGUUUCACAUGUAGUUUUUACUAUGUUGAAUGUUUUUUUUUUAAUAGGUAAAUGGAUGAUGUUUGUAUAAUUCUUAUGUUUCUAUGUGAUAUUCUGGUGGAAUUUUUAGAGCGUAACUUAACUUAUAUAUACUGAAACGUAGAUGCUUUAUAGAAUAACUCGCAAAAUUUCACGAGUAGCUAUUUUAAUCAUUUAGAAUGCAGAAAUAUGAUGUGAUGAUCCAUCUCUAAAAAUUAUACACUUAAAUAAAAUGUAUUCGAAAUACUGUGCAAAAAGAGGGUCGUAUUUCUGCUGAUACGAAAUUUUCACUCUUCAAUUCUUAGGUAGAGUAAUUUUAUGAAUGCAACUUUAACAUGAAAACCAUUCUUUUUAAUUCAGGACGGGACAGUGGAAUCGAUUGAUAAGAUAUUUCUGAUUUUAUACAUUUAUAAAAAAACAGAAUAUAUUUAUAGAUUGCGAGUGGAUUUUUCAAAGCAUUCCCAUAGGUGCUCAAUGAAGUUCAAAUCGGGAUUGUUAGAUGGCUAUAUCAACAACAUUCAAGUCUAAUUAUGUGGAAAUGAUCAUUAUAAUUAUUUUAUUCAUACAUCUUAACAUUCUUGAUAUAAUUUUUGCAUCCAAGGUAAGGUUAGGGAUUAGUAUUGGCAUUAUUUGAGCCUUUUUAGAGCUAUACAGACUAACAUUUCUGGAUUAAUUGCCAUGGAAUGUCUAAUAAAAUUAACAAAAUAAUUGGCCAUUAUUGAAUAUUGAGCUAUUUACAAAAAUUCUUCUUUUAAAGAACAAAAAAUAUAUAUGAAUAUGCCAAAUCAAAAAUGUAGUUAAAACGUUUUCUGGUUAAAGUUGUCUUCAGGAAUACUUCAAAGCGAUUACAGUUUAUAAUGAUUAGCCUUGCGUAAGUAGAACUUAAAGCUAAAAUGUAGCAACCGCUGUUUUUAAUCAGUUGAUUGAUAAGAUAUUUUUAGUGAUUUUCCAUUUCGAAAAUUAUUUGUGUAUAGAAAAGAUUCUUCUUGCUUUUUAAUGAAUACUCUGUUCAUAAUAAUUCCUUGUUUAAUAAGUUUUACUUUUAAUUUUUAAAUAAAAAUUUGAAAAUAUUUUCGUAAUUUAUUUUUAACUUUGGAUUUGAGUUUUAACUUUUUUGGUACUUGCAUGAAACAUUCAAACGUUGUUUUGUUAACCUUUUGAGGUGGUUUUAUUCAAAUUUUCGAUUUUUUUCAACAGUAUUUCCGACGAAUUACAGCGAUACAAAAAAAAUGUUUACAAAAUGUUUUGUAACUCAGAAAUAUACUUGUCAAAGACAAACAAAAUUAAGGUAGGCUCUUAAGAAAAAAAAAACUAUAAUUAUAAAUUGGUCAAACUAUGUCUUCAAGCUUUAUUCUUUAUAAAUCUAAAAUGUAUAAAAAUAAAUAUUUC
Molecule: messenger RNA, 3243 nt
Organism: Psylliodes chrysocephalus
Lineage: Eukaryota; Metazoa; Arthropoda; Insecta; Coleoptera; Chrysomelidae
Source: the annotation of a GenBank genome assembly